Molecule: messenger RNA, 945 nt
Organism: Phialemonium atrogriseum
Lineage: Eukaryota; Fungi; Ascomycota; Sordariomycetes; Cephalothecales; Cephalothecaceae
Product: mitochondrial carrier domain-containing protein
Exons: 3
Coding region: 1-945 (314 amino acids)
Biological process (GO): alpha-ketoglutarate transport; mitochondrial citrate transmembrane transport
Cellular component (GO): mitochondrion
Molecular function (GO): tricarboxylate secondary active transmembrane transporter activity
Source: RefSeq, a predicted model, not a curated record
AUGUCCGCCGCCGUCGCCACGCCCGUCCCGGCUCCCUCGCUGGAGAAGAAGCCGAUCAAGUUCUCUAACUUGCUUCUCGGAGCCGGCCUCAACAUGUUCGAGGUCACCACUCUUGGGCAACCCCUCGAGGUUGUCAAGACCACCAUGGCCGCCCACCGUGGCGACGGUUUCAGCUCCGCCCUCGGCCGCAUCUGGAACCGAGGCGGCGUUCUCGGCUUCUACCAGGGCCUCAUCCCGUGGGCCUGGAUCGAAGCCUCGACAAAGGGCGCUGUCCUACUCUUUGUCGCCUCCGAGGCCGAGUACUACGCGCGGAAUGCCGGCGCCAACGAGUUUGGCGGAGGCAUCAUUGGCGGCAUCACGGGCGGCGUGGCGCAGGCGUACGCUACCAUGGGCUUCUGCACCUGCAUGAAGACGGUCGAGAUCACCAAACACAAGGUGGCCGCGACGGGCGUCAAGCCGCCCGGAACCUGGGCCACUUUCAUGGACAUCUGGCGCCGCGAGGGCAUCCGGGGCAUCAACAAGGGCGUCAACGCCGUGGCCAUCCGCCAGAUGACCAACUGGGGUUCCCGUUUCGGUCUCUCACGACUGGCCGAGCAGGGGAUCCGCAGGGCAACGGGCAAGGAGCACGGCGAGAAGCUGAGCGCCGUUGAGAAGAUCAGCGCUUCCGCGGUUGGUGGUGGCUUGUCUGCGUGGAACCAGCCGAUCGAGGUUAUUCGUGUCGAGAUGCAGAGCAAGAAGGAGGACCCGAACCGCCCCAAGAAGAUGACGGUCGGGAACACGUUCAGGUACAUCUACCAGACAAACGGCCUGAAGGGCCUGUACCGUGGUGUCGCCCCCCGCAUCGGCCUGGGUAUCUGGCAGACGGUGUGCAUGGUUGCCAUGGGUGAUAUGGCUAAAACCUACGUUGAGAAGUUGACCGGCGAGGCUGUCACUGUAAAGCAUUAG